AAGAGGAGGAGGAGGAGGAAGGAGGAAGGACACGCGCGGGUUGCGUCCUGGCCGCGCCAUGCCUGCGCUGCUGCGGCCGUGACGCGCGCUUGGAGCAUGAAGACGACGCGCAAGUGUCGCGCCCUGCUGUCCGUGGGCCUGAACCUGGUGGCGCUCUUCUUCUCCACCACCGCCUUCAUCACCACCUACUGGUGCGAGGGCACGCAGCGCGUCCCCAAGCCCAACUGCAGCCCGCAGCGGCGCCACAACUGCAUCGACUACGGCGUCAACGAGACGGACCAGAGCAAGGUGCACUACAGCUGGGAGACCGGCGACGACCGCUUCCUCUUCCGCCGCUUCCACACCGGCAUCUGGUACUCGUGCGAGGAGAACAUCCAUGGGGCAGGUGAGAAGUGUCGCAGCUUCAUUGACCUGGCCCCCGCGUCAGAGAGAGGCGUGUUGUGGUUGUCGGUGGUGUCCGAGGUUCUUUACAUCCUGCUGCUUGUGGUGGGCUUCAGUCUGAUGUGUUUGGAGCUUUUCCACUCCAGCAACGUCAUCGACGGACUCAAGCUCAACGCCUUCGCCGCCGUUUUCACCGUGCUGUCCGGUCUUCUAGGUAUGGUGGCCCACAUGAUGUACACACAAGUGUUUCAGAUCACAGUCAGUCUGGGUCCUGAAGACUGGAGGCCUCACAGCUGGGACUAUGGUUGGUCGUUCUGCAUGGCAUGGGGUUCCUUCACGUGCUGCAUGGCCGCCUCCGUCACCACGCUCAACUCCUACACCAAAACUGUAAUCGAGUUCCGCCACAAGCGCAAACUGUUCGAGCAGGGCCUCCGCGAGGAACAGAACUUCCUGGACCAGGAGGCCUUCCACUACUUCCGGGACCGCUCCCUGCAGUCCAUCUCCGGCACCCUGGAUGUCUACACCGGCCACGGGGGCAUAGCCGGUCCCGAUCCCGACUCUGGACCAGGGCCUGGUCGGGGGAAGAUGAGAGCGGCCUCCAUAGACUUGGGCGAGAACACGGACUCACUGGGGGAGGAGCAGUGCUGAGACUCCUGGGACAGAACCCUGACACAGUUCUGAGCUCAGAUGCGAAUGUGCUUUAUGUGUUUUAUCAGCUCAAAUAGACUUGAUAAGAGAGAGAAAGUUAGUGAGACAUGAAGACUCUCUUUGUUUAUAUAUGACUAAUUAUACACAGUAUGAUGAUAACAACACAACAUAUAUGACCCAACUUUUGGUCUGUUUGUGAAAGUUAGCGUUUUCAAGAUGCCACAAGUAGUAUUUGAAUGUAACACGGUGACGUCCGUCCAUUGAAUAACCAGAAACCAGUGCCCUGAACGUUACGUAGUGUGUAACAGGAAGAGAAGCUAGCAGGUGACAUUAAAUUGCAUCACUUGUUUACACUUUACCACAGGGGUGCUUCAGUUUUUUCCAUUGAGGGCCGCACACUGAAACAUUAAAACAUGCGGGGUCCAUUUUCCUAGUUUUCAUUUUAAAAACCAAACCAAUUUGUGGGGGUGCCCCUCAAGUUUGGUCCCGGGCACCCCCACAAAAGUCAUUUGUUAUUUUUUAAUUUUUUUUAAUAUCCAACGCUUCUAUCUCUAGAUCAACUUAAAAAAAAUAUGAUUUAUGCCCUUUUUGUUAUAGAAAAAAAAAUGUUAUGGCAAAAACACAAAACAUGCAAUAUUUUCCACAAAAAAACAUUUCAAAGGGGAAUAUUUGAUGUGACGUAAUUGGAUCCUUGAAUAGAUUAAUAUUUCAAAACACUGAUCUUGAUUCAUUAUGAUUUUUUUCUUUUUUUUCUAAUGAAUUUAUUAAUCAAUUCAACAAAACAAUACACAGCAAUACCAUAACAAUGCAAUCCAAUUCCAAAACCAAACCCGACCCAGCAACAUUCAGAAUAGCAAUAAACGGAGCAAUUGAGGACACACAAACAUGACACGGAACAAUCUAAAAGUAGUGAAACAAAAAUGAAUAUUAUCAACAACAGUAUCAAUAUAGUAACAAUUUCAAAAUAGCAGUGAUUAAAAAUCCCUCAUUGAUAUUAUCACUAAAAACAUUAAUAAAAAUAAAUAAAAAAUGAACAAUAGUGUCACAGUGGCUUACACUUGCAUCGCAUCUCAUAAGCUUGACAACACACUGUGUCCAAUAUUUUCCACAAAGAUAUAAUAAGUCAUAUUUUGGUUCAUUUAAUAGUCAAAACAAAUUUAAAUAAUGGAUCCCAUAUUCCAAUAUAUGACUCAUUAUUAUCUAAACUAAAUGUAGUUUUUUCUACUGAUAUCAUUUUUUAUCUUUUUUAUUUUUUAGCAAAAGCAGUUAAGAAAAUAAAUCACACUAAAAAUCCUGGGGAUCCAAAAAGGCCCCACUUAUGAAAGUGUUAAAAAUAAAUCAGACAUCCUUUUGUUUGUUUGAACACUUAAAUCAGUAGAUCAGCUUCAAAUCGAUAUGCUACUUUUAUUUUUUUUUUAUGUAUUUAAAUUUGUUUGUCAAAUAAUACUUUGUUUUUUUUUUAUAUGGCAAACACACAAAAUAUGCAACAUUUUCACCCCCAAAUAUUUCAAAGUGGAAUAUUUGAUGUGAGGUAAUUGGAGCCUUGAAUAGGUCAAUAAUUCAUAACAACAUUGGUUUAAUUCAUUGUAUUUUUUGAGUAUUGAGGGUUUUUUUAUAAAUUCCACAAAAAUUAUUGGGAAUCCAAAAGGGCCCCACUAACGAAAGUGUUACAAAUUAGUCAAACAUGCUUUUUUCUUUCAGCAUUUAAAUCUUAUCAACUUCAGAUUUAUUUGUGAAGUACAAAAUGUUAUAUUUUUUGUUAUUUUUGUUUGUUUCAUGCCCUUUUUAGUUUUCGAAAUGGCAAACACAAAAUAUGCAACAUUUUCCCCAAAAAAUAUUUCAAGGUGGAAUAUUUGAUGUGAAGUAAUUGGAGCCUUGAAUAGGGUCAAUAAUUCAUAACAACAUUACGUUUGAUUCGUUAUUUUUUUUUAGCAAUGACAGCUUUAAAGAAAAAAAACAGCCUGCAUGGCAGCUUCCUGUUAUUAGAGCCUACCUUGCAAAUGUUUCUCUUUAUAUUUAUAUAAUUUAUAUAUUAUUUCACCUGUUUGCUCUUUUCUUCUACCCUUUAUUUUUUUUUUUAAUAGUAUUUUUAGAAUGCGCUAAAUGCCGUAUAAAAAGUAUCUGCGGGCCACAAAUGGCCCCCAGCUGCACUUUGAACACCCCUGGUUUAACAUGUCUGAAAAGGAGUAGAAAGAUGCAGACCCUACCCCUUUCAGCACUUCCUGACAGUUUGUUCACCUCCUGUGACUCAUAAUCAGUGUUAAUUAUCUCAUGUUGUUCAUUAGGACAAAAUGCUACACGUAGCACUUUGAACCAACUUUAUUUACAGGCGGUUCAUUGACACUGAAUGUGAACACUUUAAAGCACAGUUGUGUUCUGCGAAAACCAACUAUUCUUACACAGCUUGUGUUUUGUACAGUAUUUGUACCGAUCCUUGGACCCAGUUGAAACACAAACAAUAGCAUUACAAUACAGAUAUUUACUCAGAAGUUAGUGCUGUCAAAUGUUAGAGCGCACUUUCUUCCAGUCAGGGUUCUGCGAUAUUUGUGAGUUUUACUGUCAUUAAGCUGUCAUUGUUGCAACAUGUAAGAACUAAAGAGAUCAAGAACAAGCUUUUUGGUGUUAAACUAUAUGUGGUGUGGUGUUUAUCUAUUUGAAUGAAUAUGCACAUGAAUAAAC
This is a messenger RNA of Entelurus aequoreus (snake pipefish), 3708 nucleotides long. RefSeq names its product gsg1-like (gene gsg1l). NCBI's taxonomy places the organism in Eukaryota, Metazoa, Chordata, Actinopteri, Syngnathiformes, Syngnathidae. The transcript is spliced from 5 exons. Gene Ontology annotation, cellular component: plasma membrane. The record is from RefSeq and is a predicted model, not a curated record. Bases 97 to 1029 code for a protein of 310 amino acids.